Jaculus jaculus (lesser Egyptian jerboa) is the source of this 948-nucleotide messenger RNA. It is a transcript of the gene Garin5a, whose product is annotated as family with sequence similarity 71 member E1. The transcript is spliced from 5 exons. NCBI's taxonomy places the organism in Eukaryota, Metazoa, Chordata, Mammalia, Rodentia, Dipodidae. Bases 241 to 858 code for a protein of 205 amino acids. Gene Ontology annotation, cellular component: nucleus. The record is from RefSeq and is a predicted model, not a curated record.
GCACGCUGGGAAGCCGCGUGCUGACGCGCAUGCGCCCACGGACCGGUGCCCAGGGCCCUCUGCCCGGAACAAAAUGGCGGCCAUUUCUGCAUCCGGGUCUCUAGGGCCCGCCCAUCGGGUGUCACCUUGCGGCCCGCGCUGUCUGUGACGUAGACACAACGUCACAGUGCCCGAGGUCCCGCCCCCAGUUUUCCUUCCUUUGCUCCUCGGUCCGCUGCCCACAGGAGGCGGGGCAUUGCGAUGGGGCCGGGCGUCGUGAUGAUGUGCGAGCGCGAACGUCGGCCUGCCCUUGGCAGAGUUGAGGCACAGCCCGGCGGGAUGGCAGCCUUGCCCCCCCGCCGCCCCGGCCGGCUCCAACGUCACCUCCUGAGCGGCGAGUUCGACCAGCUGCGGGACUUCCCCAUCUUUGAGAGCAAUUUCGUGCAGGUUACCCGGCUUGGGGAAGUCGCCAACAAGGUCACCAUGGGGGUGGCAGCCUCCAGCCCAGCCCUAGAGCUCCCAGACCUACUGCUGCUGGCUGGUCCAGACAAGGAGAAUGGAUGCCUCCAGCUUCUCGGGCUGUUCCCCUUGCAGUAUGUGAAGCUCUUUGUGCAUGAUGAAAACCGCCAACAGCUCAAGGUCAAGUUCACAACAGGCCGCGCCUUUUACCUGCAGCUGCGGGCACACCCGGAGAGCCGAGAGUCCGAGUUUGGCCAGUGGGUGCGGCUGCUGUACCGCCUGCGCUUUGGCUCAGCCGGCAGGGACGUGCCCUUCACGCAUGAAGACUUGACACCAUGCGACAGCGAGGAGCACACUGAAGAGUUUCAAGACAUGGAGGCAAGACUUGACCCACUGAUUUCUGAACUCUGGGGACUCUGACUCGGACAAGAUCUUCCAAGUACCAAGGGACCAGAGAUCCAAAGCACAUGAGCUAUUAACAUUAAUAAAGAUGGGGCUCUUGUGAACAAA